Astyanax mexicanus (Mexican tetra) is the source of this 2042-nucleotide messenger RNA. It is a transcript of the gene slc35d4, whose product is annotated as transmembrane protein 241. The coding region runs from base 131 to 1015 and encodes 294 amino acids. The transcript has 15 exons. Lineage: Eukaryota; Metazoa; Chordata; Actinopteri; Characiformes; Acestrorhamphidae. The record is from RefSeq and is a predicted model, not a curated record.
GUCACAGCACGCUGCAUCUAGGAAGUAGUUUUUAGGUAAAGUUUUCUAUGGUUAGAGGAGCAGAUUUGUGAUGAAUUUUAGCUGAUAAUAAGUGUAUCAUCUGUCUCAGAUUACUGGCUCAUCCUGACAGAUGAAUGUAGCACGAGCGGGUCCUGGACUCGUGUUUUGCAUCUUUUUUAUAGUGUCCUAUUUCACCAACAAGUAUGUCCUGUCUGUGUUGAAGUUUACAUAUCCCACCCUGUUUCUGGGGUGGCAGACCUGCACUGGGACACUUCUACUGGUGGUGACUGGGAAGCUGGGAUGGGUGGAGGUAAAAGGGUUUACCAGAUCUGCAGGUGUUCUCUGGCUUCCUGGGUCAGUCCUCUUCUUGGGAAACAUUUAUGGUGGAUCCAAAGCCCUGUCCAUGCUGCCUAUCCCGUUCUUUUUUGUUCUACAAAAUGUAUCUGAAGUGGUCUUUAUACUCAUCAUUAGAGUCACCCAAAGAGAGAGAUCAUCAUGGAUGAAGCUAUUCAGUCAAGUGUUGGUGUUGGUGUCAGCUUUAACCCUAAUACUUCACAAUCCCCAGUUUGGACCAAAUGCUUAUGGCUGGGCCACUGUCCAUCUUUUCUGUAUAGGAUCAUACAGAGCGUUUCAGAGGAACUCAAAGUCCAGCCAUCUGAGUGAGCUCGAACAGCAGUUGAUCAACUACAUGGUCAGCAUGCUGCUGCUGGUUUCUGCUGCACAUCCAACAGGUGAUUUUUUCGGUGCCUUGGAAUUUCCCUUUCUCAUGUCCUAUGAGUUCCAUAGUGGAUGUUUUGCCAGUGCUAUACUGGGUUUUCUGCUGCUGCUGGCGUCAUUAAAGUUAAGGAGUGGCCUUUCUACGGUUCACUGUGCCGCCUGGACCUUUUUUGCCAAGAUGCUGGCAUCAGUGCUGUCCGUUUUUAUAUUCAUCACAGAGCUCAGUCCUCUAACACUGUGCUGCAUUCUUAUGAACCACAUUGGAGAAGCAUUAUCAAUACACUCUGACAGAGUUUAGGAUGUUAGUAGCUACAAAGAAAUGUCAUAAUCAGGUUUUGCAGAUAAUUUAUCAUUAUAUCAUUUAUCUUCUGUGCUCCUACGGAUCACCAAGAUUCAGACUUUAUAUCACCGUCCACAGAAAUCUGCUGUGAAUUAUUGCAGUACGUCAUGAAUGCAGUACAGUAUCUACAGUAUAUAAAGCUCUGCAAAAAAUGAAGAGAUCACUUCAGUUUCUGAAUCAGUUUCUCUGAUUUUGCUAUUUAUAGGUUUAUGUUUGAGUAAAAUGAACAUUGUUGUUUUAUUCUAUAAACUACAGACAACAUUUCUCUCAAAUUACAAAUAAAAAUAUUCUCAUUUAGAGCAUUUAUUUACAGAAAAUGAGAAACGGCUGAAAUAAGAAAAAAGAUGCAGAACUUUCAGACCUCAAAUAAUGCAAAGAAAACAAGUUCAUAUUCAUAAAGUUUUAAGAGUUCAGAAAUAAUCAAUAUUUGGUGGAAUAACCCUGGUUGGUUUUUAAUCACAGUUUUUUUCAUGCAUCUUGGCAUCAUGUUCUCCUCCACCAGUCUUACACACUGCUUUUGGAUAACUUUAUGCUGCUUUACUCCUGGUGUAAAAAUUCAAGCAGUUCAGUUUGGUGGUUUGAUGGUUUGUGAUCAUCCAUCUUCCUCUUGAUUAUAUUCCAGAGGUUUUUAAUUUGGUAAAAUCAAAGAAACUCAUCAUUUUUAAGUGCUCUCUUAUUUUUUUUCCAGAGCUGUAUAUAUUUAUUUAUACAUUUAUUCACGUUAUUUAUUGUUUAAUUGUUUACCUUUUCACUGUAAUAAUAUUUUUGUUUGUUUUUUUUCCAUAUUGUACCACAACUUGCAAAAUACUGAAACCAGCUAAUAACCAUCAUUACCAUCAUGUCAUGAGUCAUGGCAUGUUCUAGCACUGGCACUUUCUGUACUUUCUAUGCAUGCAAUACAGUUUUAAUUCUGUACACAUGUACAUUCUGCAAUGUGUGUGUAUGUGUGUGUGAUCAAAAAUAUUUUUUAUAAAGUUUUGUUGUU